AACGUACCCCAAUCCCCUAAUCCCACGCCUUGUUGACUGACCCCUAAAAUCAAAGAGCCAAAAAAGCAAAAGAACAAAAGGGACAUGACGGUCUCUACCAGCUUCAACAUCCCAACUGUCGACAUCUCCCCCUACCUCGCAUCGCCGACCUCCGUCGCAGCUCAGGAAGUCGUCGCCCAAGUGCGCGACGCCUGCAUCUCGACAGGUUUCUUCCAGCUCAUCGGCCACGGGAUCCCGCGCGAGCUGCAAGACGAGGUCUUCGCCGGCUCCCGAGCAUUCUUCGAUCUGCCACUCGCGGAGAAGAAGGCACUGGACAAAGCCGGGUCUGUGGGGGCGAGUCACCGAGGCUAUGAGCUAAUUGGGAAUCAGGGGCUGCAGGAGGGCGCGCAGCCGGAUCUGAAGGAGGGCUUCUACAUCGGGCGCGACAUCCCCGCCACGGACCCGCGAGUGCUGAGACAUGCUUUCCUCAUGGGCCCCAACCGCUGGCCGGCCUCACUCCCCUCGCACAUCUUCCGCGAGCCCAUGGAGCGGUACUACGAGCGCGUCUACAGCCUCUGUCUCGCAGUUCUAGAUAUCCUCGCCGCGGGGCUCGCCCACGGCCCAGACAUCUUCGCUGACUUCGUCGCCAACGACCCCGUCGCGGCGCUGCGCCUACUGCACUACCCGCCCCAGACGACGGACGCACCAGACCAGCUCGGGGCUGGGGCGCACACGGACUUCGGCGCCAUCACAUUACUGCUCCAGGACACGAUUGGCGGGUUGCAGGUCUGGGACGACGCGGGGGCACGCUGGGUCGAUGUGCCGCCGGAGCCGGACGCGUACGUGGUGAACGUGGGCGACAUGCUGCAGAUGUGGACGGGCGGGAAGUAUAAGAGUAGUCGGCAUAGGGUGCUUAAUAGGAGCGGCACGGAUCGGUAUAGCGUGCCGUUCUUCUUCGAUGGCAAUCUGGAGUGUGUGUUGAAGCCGAUGGAUGGGAGUGAGGCGUCGGGUGAACCGCUGACGGUCGAGGGCCAUAUGAAAGAGAGGUAUGCGAGUACAUAUGGAAGGGGGAAGAAAGUGAGAGAGUAGCGUUUGAGUUCUCUCCCGGUAAAAGAGCUGGAGGAGUUUCCUGGGGCAUUCAUUACAUUCGAAGAUGGAAUUUCUAAACGAUCAGCACCCUACCCGGUUUUGUUGAAAAAAGCGAAAAAGAAGGUUUAGAUACAAUGUUAAAGGGCAUUAAAGAAUCAUCUAAAAGCCAAGAGAAAGCCUACCUAGU
Molecule: messenger RNA, 1255 nt
Organism: Amorphotheca resinae ATCC 22711
Lineage: Eukaryota; Fungi; Ascomycota; Leotiomycetes; Helotiales; Amorphothecaceae
Exons: 2
Coding region: 85-1068 (327 amino acids)
Molecular function (GO): dioxygenase activity
Source: RefSeq, a predicted model, not a curated record